GCGGGGGCGGACGGACCAACCAACCAACCACUCGGUGAGGGAGGAGCGGCCAUGGUGGGCGCCGGUGCCGCGCGGCUUCUCGGGGCCUCGCUACGCCAGGCCAGGCCUCUCUGCCAGGCGGUGGUCGGCGGCGGACCGGCGAGGUUGAGGGGUGCGCGGCGGCUGGAGAAUAACUGGAGGUCCAAUACAGCUUUCCUCUCGCCCACUGUGGCAAGGGACAUGUCCCUGGGCACAUCUCCGUCCAAGGACAGCCACAGUGCACCCGAGCCGAUCAAGUUUUCCAGUAGCAAAGCAAGCCACCGUAAUUGGACAGUGGACAGAUCCAUGGGCAGUAGAUUCCAGAGGCCCUGGUGGCAGGUUCUCCCCAUCAGCCUGUUUGGGAUUAUAUUCUUAACCUGGUGCAUCCUGCGGGAAGAGACAAAAAUCGACAGAAUGCUGGAAAAGGCACUGAAAGACCAUCUGCCCGGUUACGAGGAUCUGUAUGAGGUACCAGAGGAGAGUGAAGAUCAGCCUGGUAAAGGAGCAUAACCCUGGGGGAUAUAAAACACGGACCUAGUUUCUAUGUCAUUGCUGUCUGCAGGAGAAUCCAGACAUAUCCAGUGACCAUCAAUGAAGUCUGUACACCUCAGAGUGUUUGAAUGCCGGCUCUUUACAUGAAUGUACAAUUUGCAAACACUGACUGGCUUGAUUGGAGGUGCGUUUUUCAUCUGUGACCAGAGAAGAGUGAUCCCUCGGCCCUCUCUUUUCCCUUCCUCCGAGUGAAACAUUGAUGAAUAAGGUCAUACGUGUAAUCUCUUGGUUGAUAAAUGCUGCGAGAAAGGAAGGGAAGCUUGUGUGCUUGUCCCAAUGUCUCACAGGAUACUCGUUUCAGCGCUCCAAGACACUACCCUAUGUGAAGGCCACGAUAUAAAUACAUGUUGUAUCUCAUGUUACUGAGACGUAAAUACGAGAGGCUGUGGAUCCCUGCUCUGUUAAUCUCAGCUACAGUGGAGUUGGGCUGCAGCUGUGUUCUUGGACUAGCUGGUAAAGAAGUCAACAUGAUGCUUAUAAUAAUAAUGAUGAUAAUUAUGAUUAGCCCUCCGCCCGUUUCAUGUCCCCCGCCUUGCUCACCCCACCAUUGGUGGGUGGGCCUUCUGCCACUCUGCCCCCACCCUCUGGAACUCCAUCCUGCAGUCCCUCCACCUCGCCCCCUCCCUUGCCUUCUUCAAAACCCAUCUCAAGACCCUCCUCUUCGACCGUGCUUUCGGUCACCCUGCUUCCCCACCCCCCGCCGUCCCCAGGUCGGAUCCGAAACUCUGACUAGCCAGCAGCUUGGGACAUCCUCUCGACGUGAAAGGAUGUUGUUGUUGAUAAUACUUGAUGCAGAACCUUUCACAUUGGGAGGAUAUCUCAAAGUGCUUCACAGGGUAUGCUUUGAAGUGUAGUGACUGUAUUGUAGGAGAUUGUGACAGCCAGUUUGCACAGAGCAACCUCUUGCAAACAAUUAAGAAGAAAGGCAGAUUUUAUCAGGAUUGUCAGCCAGGACACCGGGAGAGAAACCCUCAUCUCUUUUCCAAUAGUGCCACGGGAUCUUUAAUGCCCACCUGAACAGGGCACAGAUGGAAGCUCGGUUUAACAGUCUCAUUGUCCCUUGUUUGCACAAAGUGAGAAAGGGUUGAAUUGUCUCAUCGUAAUGAAAAUGUUGGCAGUUGCGAAUGGGGAUGUUUAAAAAUUUUUAUAAUAAAAUAAUUUUAAAGUAAAAUAAAUUUAAAAAACAUCUUUGUGAUGAAUUGCAAAGAUAGUGCGAAGUUUAGAUGAUUGUGGAGUUCCUCAGUGCAUUGUAUCAGACCGGGAGUGUUUAUCUCUGCGGCUGCCCAGGCAAGCUCUAGCAGCCAACAGGAGGCCAUUCAGCCUGUCAAAUCUGUGCCACCUUUUCAUUGAGAGAUCUUUUAAUCGCAAUGCUCUGCUUAUUUUCACAAAGGGAAGAAAUAAUAAUAAUCCUUGCAUUUGAUAUAGCGCUUUUCACAUCUUCUCGGCGUCUCAAAGCGCUUCACAGAAUAGACUGUAAAGUGUUAUUAAACAUCACUAUGGAGCACCCGAACAAAUGAA
This is a messenger RNA of Callorhinchus milii (elephant shark), 2088 nucleotides long. It is a transcript of the gene uqcc4, whose product is annotated as chromosome unknown C16orf91 homolog. NCBI's taxonomy places the organism in Eukaryota, Metazoa, Chordata, Chondrichthyes, Chimaeriformes, Callorhinchidae. The record is from RefSeq and is a predicted model, not a curated record. The transcript has 2 exons. Bases 52 to 528 code for a protein of 158 amino acids.